CUCUGCUAUUCCUCUUUUCUUGAUCCUAAUUAUUCUUAUCUUUUUAUUUCCCAAUUUUUUGUACAUAAAAAUGGAUCAAAAUCUCCAUCACCAGACUAAACUCAUGCACCGAUGUUGCAGCCAUGAACAAGAGGUUAAUAGUAUGGAGUGGGAGUUCAUCAGCAUGAGCAAGCAAGAAGAAGAUCUUAUUUACAGGAUGCACAAGCUUGUUGGAGACAGGUGGGGACUGAUAGCAGGGAGAAUACCAGGGAGAACAGCAGAAGAAAUAGAAAGGUUUUGGAUAAUGAAACACAGUGAUGGUUUUGCCCACAAGAGAAGACAGACAAUGAAGAAAAAUGUAGCACCUAUAUAAUCAUCCUUUUCUUUCGAGGAAAGCAGAUUCUCUUUUUCCUCUUCUUUUCCAUUUUGCUUUGAGGGACCCAAACCUACUGAUCAUUUUAUCAUUUUAUUGUCUAUGUACUUUCUACUUUUAGAUUUCUAUCUUAUGCCUUUUUGGUUUGUGGCUUUUUAGUUACCUUGUUAUGUUUAUGUGUGCAAUAUUAUAUAUCUUAGCUUUAGGUGACAAUAUUAUUAUACUAGUUGAAUAUGA
Molecule: messenger RNA, 589 nt
Organism: Solanum dulcamara
Lineage: Eukaryota; Viridiplantae; Streptophyta; Magnoliopsida; Solanales; Solanaceae
Product: MYB-like transcription factor ETC3
Exons: 3
Coding region: 71-352 (93 amino acids)
Biological process (GO): cell differentiation
Cellular component (GO): nucleus
Molecular function (GO): transcription cis-regulatory region binding
Source: RefSeq, a predicted model, not a curated record